Messenger RNA from Nanorana parkeri, 1676 nucleotides. RefSeq names its product DNA-directed RNA polymerase III subunit RPC1-like. Gene Ontology annotation, molecular function: DNA-directed RNA polymerase activity; DNA binding. Gene Ontology annotation, biological process: DNA-templated transcription. The record is from RefSeq and is a predicted model, not a curated record. Lineage: Eukaryota; Metazoa; Chordata; Amphibia; Anura; Dicroglossidae. The transcript has 11 exons. The annotation marks the transcript as partial.
AAGUGAUAUAUGCAGCUAGUAAAGCUUUCCUCAUGUUGUGAAGUAGGGGAAGCUCACGUGUAGCGGUAGAUGAGAAGUGGCGUGCGGGCUGAAGUACAGGGUUCAACAUGAAGGAACAAUUCAGGGAGACUGAUGUGGCUAAGAAGAUAAGCCACAUUUGUUUUGGAGUAAAGUCUGCAGAGCAGAUGAGGCAGCAGGCACACAUUCAGGUGGUAAGCAAGAGCCUGUACAGCCAAGACAACAGCCGUACUCCUUUGUCUUAUGGAGUACUGGAUCAUCGCAUGGGUACAAGUGAGAAGGACCGACCCUGCCUGACUUGUGGGAAGAACUUGGCAGACUGUUUAGGUCACUAUGGUUACCUUGAUUUGGAGUUACCUUGCUUCCAUGUAGGAUACUUUAAAGCGGUUAUUGGAAUUUUACAGAUGAUCUGUAAAACUUGUUCCCACAUUAUGCUGACAGCAGAAGAGAGGAAACAGUUUUUGGACUUCCUAAAGAAGCCAGGUCUCACUUACCUGCAGAAGAGGAGCUUAAAGAAGAAAAUUUCUGAUAAAUGUCGCAAGAAGACAAUUUGUCUGCAUUGCGGUGCCUUUAAUGGUCCAGUAAAGAAGUGUGGCUUACUUAAAAUUAUUCAUGAAAAAUACAAGACCACCAAAAAAGUUAUAGACCCUCUGGUGUCCCAGUUCCUACAGUCCUUUGAUACUGCAAUCGAGCACAACAAAGAAGUGGAAGCUUUGUUAGUGCGUGCACAGGAAAAUCUAAACCCGCUUGUGGCGCUUCAUAUUUUGAGACGUAUCCCAGAUGAAGACGUUCCUCUGUUACUUAUGAACCCAGAAGCUGCUAAGCCAUGUGACCUUCUUCUCACAAGGCUGCUGGUUCCUCCACUCUGUAUCCGACCCUCUGUUAUCAGUGACCUGAAAUCUGGAACUAAUGAAGAUGAUCUCACAAUGAAGUUGACAGAAAUCAUAUUUUUAAAUGAUGUUAUCAAGAAGCAUAGAAUCUCAGGAGCGAAAACCCAGAUGAUUAUUGAAGACUGGGAUUUUCUACAGCUGCAGUGUGCUUUGUACAUCAAUAGUGAACUGUCUGGCAUUCCCAUGAAUAUGGCUCCCAAAAAAUGGACACGUGGCUUUGUUCAAAGGCUAAAGGGAAAACAAGGUCGGUUCAGAGGAAACCUUUCUGGUAAAAGAGUAGAUUUCUCUGGCCGUACUGUCAUUUCCCCAGACCCAAAUCUGCGUAUAGAUGAGGUGGCGGUUCCUGUUCAUGUGGCAAAAAUUUUGACUUUUCCUGAAAAGGUUAACAGCGCAAAUAUUAAUUUUAUGCGGAAACUUGUCCAAAGUGGACCAGAUGUUCAUCCAGGAGCCAACUUUAUUCAGCAAAGACAUACCCAGAUGAAAAGGUUUCUAAAAUAUGGUAACCGAGAGAAGAUUGCUCAGGAGCUAAGAUUUGGAGACAUCGUGGAAAGGCACCUCAUAGAUGGAGAUAUUGUUCUAUUUAAUCGGCAGCCAUCGCUGCACAAGCUCAGCAUCAUGGCUCAUAUAGCCAGGGUUAAACCGCACAGAACUUUCCGCUUCAAUGAAUGUGUCUGCACACCCUACAAUGCUGAUUUUGAUGGUGAUGAAAUGAAUCUACAUCUUCCCCAGACUGAAGAAGCCAAGGCAGAGGCUUAUGUAUUGAUGGGG